GUCUCGUGACAAAAAGUCGUUUGAAAACCGUGACCAACAUUUCUCUCUUUUUUCUCUCGCAUUUUUUUUUUUGAUUCAGAGAAAGGUCAACGACGAUCUUUAUCGCUUCUUGUGAUAAGAAAAAUAUGGGUGAUAAGAUAUUUUUUGUUAUUUCGUAAAUAAAACAGUUUUUUAGAUUUAUUGCGUGUAGUAUUUACUCGAAUCUGACAAGUUAGGCGGUUCAUUUGAAUAGUGACUGUGUAGAAAUGCGCACCGUUUAACUGUGAAAUAAAAAUGAUAAAAAAUUUAUUACAUUGAAUUAAGUAAAUUUUUCUGUUCCUGAGUGACAUAACGUACAAAAGAUCCAUAAAAAGUGUCGGAAUUGUCGAUAAUUUCUAACAAUUUGCAUCUAAAGAGGAAAAAACAGCGCCUUGAACUGCUUUUUUUGUGACGACAAACAAAAUUAAGUUCAUCUCACAACAAAAUGGUGAUUCUAAUGAAGUCAUCGAUACAGGAUGCAAUUUCCGUAUUUCUCGCGGAAUUAUUGGGCACCGGGAUGAUUACUUUUGCCGGUUGCAUGUCUUGCGUGCCGUGGAAAGAGACACCGAGCAAUUUUGAAGUUGCAAUCGCCUUUGGACUGGUCAUUAUGAUGAUUAUUUUGAUAUUCGGAUCUGUGAGCGGAGCGCAUCUCAAUCCAGCUGUGACAGUAGCUGCCUGUAUUUUCAAGUCCAUAACCUUCAAAAUGUCUCUUCUUUACAUCUUGGCACAAUUUCUCGGAGGCUUCUUGGGUUACGGUCUCCUAAAACUCGCAACUCCUGAACCAAUUUUCGUGUCAAAUAUUUGUGUGACAAGCCCGGCGCCGGAAAUCAGUCUCUUCCAAGCACUUUUAAUUGAAUUUUGCAUGACAACGAUACUUCUGCUCGUGUGUUGCGGCGUUUGGGAUCCACGAAGUGCCAAAAAUACAGACUCAAUCCCAUUAAAAUUCGGAUUUACAGUAGCAGCAUUGUCAAUUAUUGGAGGUCCAUACACGGGAUGCAGCAUGAAUCCAGCAAGAACGCUCGGGCCAGCGAUUUGGAAUCAGGAUUUGUCGACUUUUUGGAUUUAUCUUUCGGCGCCAAUGACAGCAGCAAUUGUGAUUCCCAUUAUUUACAAAGUCAUCUUUUACCGAGAACUACCGUCGCAAAAGUCAGGAGAGGCUAGUAUGAGUGCUUAGAAAAAUUAUUCAUCGAUUUGAAGCAUCUGAUAUCAGAAAACCACCUACAAUGAAUCAUGUUAUGCGAUAAAAAUAUUUCAACUUCAAAUAGAUCAAUUCACAAAAAUUAUCAUUAUUUAUUGUAGAUUGUACCUAAUGUUAUAAAAAAUGUACCAAA
Culicoides brevitarsis is the source of this 1349-nucleotide messenger RNA. Its product is annotated as aquaporin AQPAn.G-like. The record is from RefSeq and is a predicted model, not a curated record. Bases 464 to 1192 code for a protein of 242 amino acids. Gene Ontology annotation, biological process: transmembrane transport. NCBI's taxonomy places the organism in Eukaryota, Metazoa, Arthropoda, Insecta, Diptera, Ceratopogonidae. The transcript is spliced from 4 exons. Gene Ontology annotation, molecular function: channel activity. Gene Ontology annotation, cellular component: plasma membrane.